Molecule: messenger RNA, 1727 nt
Organism: Phragmites australis (common reed)
Lineage: Eukaryota; Viridiplantae; Streptophyta; Magnoliopsida; Poales; Poaceae
Product: probable helicase CHR10
Biological process (GO): chromatin remodeling; DNA repair
Molecular function (GO): ATP binding; ATP-dependent chromatin remodeler activity; DNA helicase activity
Source: RefSeq, a predicted model, not a curated record
ACAGACAUUAUCAGGAAGGGACAUAUUUGUAUUUCUUUUCAAUUACUUUACUACUCUUUUCCAGCCAAUCAUCAUGUGAUAAAUAAAGGACAAUGCCAACUCCAUCCAGAACCAUGUAUGAAGAUGCCCAGAAAUCUUCCACGACAUCUGAUUCUAAUGAAUUAUCAUUUGAUGUGCUCAUGACAACCUAUGGCAUAGCCUUGAUGGAUCAAGAUUUUCUUUCACAAAUCCCCUGGCACUAUGCAGUUAUCGAUGAGGCUCAACGUCUCAAGAAUCCAUCCAGUGUAUUGUAUAAUGUCCUUGAGCAACGUUUCAUCAUGCCAAGGUGUCUACUACUAACAGGAACUCCUACCCAGAACAACCUUUCUGAACUAUGGGCUUUGAUGCACUUUUGCUUGCCCUUAAUAUUUGGAAAGCUGGAUGAGUUUCUUUCUACUUUCAAUGAAGCGGGAGACUCGAUGACAGGCGCUGAAGCUAAUAAAGCAAACAGACAAUUCAAGAUCCUGAAACAUAUACUCAAAGCAUGUAUGCUCCGUCGAACAAAAGCUUUACUAAUUGAGAGUGGAAUUCUGGCUCUGCCUCCACUAACCGAGCUAACAGUGAUGGUGCCACUGACGCAGUUACAAAAGAAGCUUUACUUGUCGGUGUUGAGAAAAGAGCUGCAAACACUUCUUUCGUUUAUCGGAGGAUCAUCUUGCCAUCAGUCUUUGCAAAACAUUGUUAUACAAUUGCGGAAAGCUUGCAGUCACCCAUAUUUAUUCAGUGGCAUUGAACCUGAGCCUUAUGUGGAAGGGGAACAUUUAGUUGAGGCUAGUAGAAAGCUCAUUGUGCUCGAUCUUGUUCUUAAGAAGCUCCAUGACUUAGGCAAUCGUGUUCUGCUAUUUGCUCAGAUGACCCAAACACUGGACAUUCUUCAGGACUUCCCGGAACUGUGCAGUUAUACUUACGAGCGUCUGGAUGGUUCAGUGCGUGCUGAGGAACGGUUUGCAGCAAUUAGAAAUUUCAGCUCUCAAUCUACCAAAGGUCUUAUGAGAGAUGAUAAUCGAAGUAAAGCUUUUGUUUUCAUGAUAUCAACUAGAGCAGGGGGUGUGGGGCUUAAUCUCAUUGGUGCUGAUACUGUGAGUCUGAUUGAACUUGACAGCGUUGUUACUCUUCCGGUCUUACUUACUAAAUCUAAAGCCAACUGUAGCGGGAGCUUCGAAGCGCCUUUAUGGGUGGCACUGGCUAUUGUUCAGUCUUACAAUCCGAGACGUAAAGUUCCAAGAAGUGAAAUCUCCAUGCCUGAUUUGGAGCUGUGUUUAUCAAAAGCGGCCUUCUCAGCUGCUCUGCGUUCUGCGAGUAUCCACAUGCCCCGAAUUGGUUACCAAGGUGGUUCCCAACGAUCAGAAUGGUAUACCAUAGAACGCCUGCUCAGGAAACACUCAUCUCUCCAUGGAAUCAACAUUUUUGUGUAUUACUUUCAGCGUUCAUCGAGGCAACAGACAUAUUCUAACUAAUCCAUGCUGAUGCUUUUGUUCUAAGCAACACAAGCUAGGUGUAGGGAUGUUUCUGUAACCUACUAGAAUCAGAGGUUAUGCAGUUAGCAUGUAACUUUUUUUUUUUUUUUGCCCCUUUUCUGCAGCUUAGUUGAGUAUGAAUAGAUCAGUCAGAUGAAUUAGGUAUUAGGGUUUGGGUCUCUUUGGUAAGAGUAACAUGUACUAUGAAAGAUGGGGAACUUCAAGUUCUGC